This is a messenger RNA of Euleptes europaea (tarantolino), 1269 nucleotides long. Its product is annotated as zinc finger and SCAN domain-containing protein 2-like. The transcript has 6 exons. Bases 1 to 1269 code for a protein of 422 amino acids. The record is from RefSeq and is a predicted model, not a curated record. Lineage: Eukaryota; Metazoa; Chordata; Lepidosauria; Squamata; Sphaerodactylidae.
AUGGUGAAACCUGGCCUCAUAUCCCAGCUGGAAGAGGAGGAAGAGCUCUUUCUCCUGAGCUCUGAUGAAGAGGACGGACUGGCAGGAGAGAAUAAAUAUAAAUGCCUGGAGUGUGGGAAAAGCUUCAGGAGGAGUGGAAAACUUUUCAUCCAUCAAAGAAUUCAUACUGGGGAGAAACUAUACACAUGCUUGGAGUGCGGGAAGAGCUACAGAAGGAGUGGAAAACUAGCUUCCCAUCAAAGAAUUCACACAGGGGAGAAACCAUACACAUGCAUGGAGUGCGGGAAAAGCUUCAGUCAGAAUAACAGUCUUAUUUCCCAUCAAAGAAUUCACACAGGGGAGAAACCAUAUAAAUGCCUGGACUGUGGGAAAUGCUUCCGUGAGAGUGGAAAACUUACAACUCAUCAAAGAAUUCACACAGGGGAGAAACCAUAUACAUGCCUGGAGUGUGGGAAAAGCUUUAGAUCUCGGAAUGACAGUCUUACUGUCCAUCAAAGAAUUCACAUGGAGGAGAAACCAUAUAAGUGCCUGGAGUGUGGGAAAAGCUUCAGUUUGAGUAACAGUCUUAUUUCCCAUCAAAGAAUUCACACAGGGGAGAAACCAUAUAAAUGCAUGGAGUGCGGGAAAAGCUUCAAACAGAAGGCCAAUCUUAUUUACCAUCAAAGGAGUCACACAGGGGAGAAACCAUAUAAAUGCCUGGAAUGUGGGAAAGGUUUCAGUCGAAAUUACAGUCUUACUUACCAUCAAAGAAUUCACACAGGAGAAAAACCAUAUCAAUGCCUGGAGUGUGGGGAAAGCUUCAGUUGGCAUAGGCGUCUUAUUUUCCAUCAAAGUGUUCACACAGGGGAGAAACCAUAUAAAUGCCUGGAGUGCGGGAAAAGCUUCAGUCGGAAAAGCUAUCUUACUUCCCAUCAAAGAAUUCACACAGGGGAGAAACCAUAUCAAUGUCUAGAGUGUGGGAAAAGUUUCAGUCGGAAUGACAGUCUUGCUAUCCAUCAAAGCAUUCACACAGGGGAGAAACCAUAUAAAUGCCUGGAUUGUGGGAAAAGCUUCCGUCUGAGUGCAAAACUAACAUACCAUCAAAGGAGUCACACAGGGGACAAACCAUAUAAAUGCCUGGAGUGUGGGAAAACGCUAGAUCCGGACCCAGCUGCGCCUUUGGAGGCUGGACGGGGCUCCAGGCUGCAGAUGAAGGAGAGGCGGCGGACGGAGGCAGCAGAAAAAGACACCCUUGAUGCCGCUGCCUCCUCCUCCUUCUCUUGUGCGUGA